This is a messenger RNA of Chaetura pelagica (chimney swift), 981 nucleotides long. It is a transcript of the gene CD47, whose product is annotated as CD47 molecule. Gene Ontology annotation, biological process: positive regulation of cell-cell adhesion; positive regulation of inflammatory response; positive regulation of phagocytosis. Gene Ontology annotation, molecular function: thrombospondin receptor activity. The record is from RefSeq and is a predicted model, not a curated record. The transcript is spliced from 10 exons. Lineage: Eukaryota; Metazoa; Chordata; Aves; Apodiformes; Apodidae. Bases 106 to 981 code for a protein of 291 amino acids. Gene Ontology annotation, cellular component: extracellular exosome; plasma membrane.
CAAUUGUUGUUUAAUGUGACAGAAUUUGUUGAAAGAACUCAGUGUAAUAAAACUGUCAUUUUACCUUGCUGUGUGACCAAUCUAAAGGAAAACAACACAAAAGUCAUGUUUGUUACCUGGAAAAGACAAGGAAAAGUAAUUUUUUCUUUUGAUGGAGAAAAAAAUGAGUUCUACAGAGAUCAAAUGGUCCCAUCAGCUAACUUAGAAUCUGAGGUGAAUUUACCCAAGGGUAUUGCCUCCCUAACGAUUAAGAGUACGGAAGCAGAAGCUGGAAAUUACAGUUGUCAAGUAACGGAAUCAAACAGAGAAGGAGAAACAAGAGUUGAACUUAGAAACCACACAGUUGUCAGUUGCAACGAGGAAGGUACACCAGCACCAAAGGAAAAAUGUGGAUCAUGGUUUCUUCUAGUGGAAAGGGCUCUCAUCAUAGCAUUGCUGUUCUUAGUUAUUAUUUUGUGUUCGGCUCAGUUUAUUGUUAUUGCAUUAAAAUACGAAAUUGUAACUCAGAAGAAAAUGGCCAUUAUUGUAGCAGGUAUCAUCUUCACAGUUGCUGCUGUUGUAGGCACUGUUCUUUAUGUCCAAGAUGGCUAUGCUGCACAGAAUCAAGCUGGUCUUGGCCUAAUUGUUAUCCCUUCUGUGAUUUUGGUGCCACUUCAAUACUUGAUGUUUCGAAUUGUUUUUGAUAGUCUACCACAAGCAACAUAUGCUCUGAUAGGUUUGCAAAUCCUUGGUUAUAUAAUUGCUGUGGUUGGUUUUGCACUGUGUGUCUCAGCCUGUCCUCCAUUACAUGGGUCUGUUGUGAUUGCUGGCUUAGCUAUUAUGGCUAUUGCAAGUUUGCUUAGCCUGGCUGACAUAUUUAUUAUGGGUUCCAGAAUGAAAGAUCAUCCUCGUCCAGGGAAAGCUGUAGAAGAACCACUAAAUGAACGGCGGAGUUAUGUGAUGUGUGAAAAGUACACUGUUGUUGGUACACCGUGGCCUUGA